Messenger RNA from Symbiodinium sp. CCMP2456, 1332 nucleotides. The record is from the annotation of a GenBank genome assembly. NCBI's taxonomy places the organism in Eukaryota, Dinophyceae, Suessiales, Symbiodiniaceae.
AUGCGGCCCGUGCCGUCUCCCGGCCCAGGACCCUGGGGUGCCUUCCGCACUUCAGAAGUCGGCUCCAGCAAGGACCGUCUGUUCGAGUUUGUCGAGGUGCUGACCAAUCAGCCCGUUUCAGGCUCCAAGGCUCGCGCAGUGCAAUCUUCUGGCGGAGCAGCUGGGGGCAUCGUUUCCGAGAGUCAGGGUUAUGGCCUCCUCCUUGCAGGGACGCUGCUGGCGGCCAUGGGCUUUGAUUCGGACUUUGACCGCGUCUCGGAGCUUACCUACGAGCUUUUCCUCGGAUGGCGCCGCAUGUGCGAGCUGAGCGCAGCGGGCGGCAGCUGUCAGGACGAUGAGGGUUUCCAGUGCGGCGGUGGCCAAUACCCGUGCCUCCCGCACUGGAAGUUCGGCGAGGAUUUGACCCAGGUGGUUGGCAAGGGCGCUGCGCCAGAUGGGGAUGUCGACGCCUUGAUGGGCAUGUUGUUGGCGGUGUUGGCUUUGGAAGGCACAAGCCGCGAGCCGGCCUGGCUGGGGGAGGUGGGCCAGUGGGCCUACGACACCUGCAAGCAGUUUUAUCUCAGUUCCACCGUGGCCUCCCCGAGUGGCCAGCACCAGAUCGUGAAGUUGGGGCAGAACCCCAGCUACCAUGCGCCUGGGGUGUACCGACUCUGCCGGGACUACAUGGCCUCUCACGAUGAGAAAUACGGCGGGUCCUCCAUGGAGGGCGACCGCUUCACAACAAAUUGGGAGACGCUCAUCGCCACGAGCUAUAAGAUGCUUGCAGCCACGCAGUGCCCUUCGACGGGCUUGGUCCCGAACUGGGCCCAGAUCUUCGAAGAUGGACGUCGGCUCCGGGCUCAGACGGGCUUCAGCGGCAGCGGCACGCCAGGUGCCGAGUUCGGCGCCGAGGCGUCAAGGACCAUCUGGCGAGUGGUGGUGGACUUCCUGCUGUAUCCUUCCGAGGCGGGCCCAGCAGCCGACUUCCUGAGUCCGGUUGCCAAGCAUCUGGGGAAGAAGGAGAGCUCCGGGCGAUGGGCGUCUUCCCUGGACGUGGAUGGCGCCUGCCUGGUGGAGACCAUCCACCCAGGAUGGCAGGUUAACAUGUUCAUGGCGGCACCCACCUUCGCCAGCCUUGUCUGCCCCGCAGAGCUCGAGGGCGGGCGACAGCAGGAGCUACUGGACUCUGCCGGCAGGCUGUUGGCCAGCAAGCGCAUCCGGGAUUACUACUCGGGCAGCUGGGUGGCCAUCAGCACCAUGACCCUCAACGGCGACCUGGCCAAAGCAGCCGCCAAGGCUAAGAUCGGGUCGGCAGCACGCUCCGCCGCGGCGCCCGUGAAGCUGAUCUCUUAA